Messenger RNA from Asparagus officinalis (garden asparagus), 846 nucleotides. RefSeq lists its product as uncharacterized. The record is from RefSeq and is a predicted model, not a curated record. The transcript has a single exon. NCBI's taxonomy places the organism in Eukaryota, Viridiplantae, Streptophyta, Magnoliopsida, Asparagales, Asparagaceae. The coding region runs from base 98 to 589 and encodes 163 amino acids.
CCCCCCUCUCCCCUUCCCCCCCCCUAAAAUAUCAACAACAAAAACAAACCGAGAACCAAGAAAAUCAAGAAACCAAAAUCUCAAAACUCUCUUCUUCAUGGGCUCCUUCAUUGAGACCAUCCAAAAGAGCAAAUUCAUCCCAACAAUGCCCUACAAAGAUGACCUCCCCAUCUCCCGAUCAAACCCCGACCCUAACCCCAGCAUAAGGAAGAGGAUCUCCUCCUUCUCGGUGAGGAUCCAGCCCCUCUCAACCGCAUCCACCGCGUGGGCCUUCCGCAAGUCCAAGUCCAUGCCGUCUCUCGGAGACUUCGCCGGCGGCCCGUUGAAGAGAUGGUGGGCCUCAAGCUGGGCCUGGAUCCUCUCCAGAAAGCCCACAUUCGCCAAAGAUCUUGAGAUGAACGAGGAGGAGGUGUCAAUGCUUGGCUGCCACAGUAGAGGGAGCCUUAAGCAUUUGUUCUACAAAGUGAGGUCUGAGAUAAGGAAGCUUGUGAGGUCUCAGACGCUGCCAACGACAGCGGCGCAGGGGUUUAGGUACGAUUCCUUCAAUUAUGCCAAGAACUUUGAUGAUGGGAAGAGAGGGGAUAAUUAAUGAGGGUUUGGUUCGAAUGGGGAUAUGUUUGAUAUGUUCAUUUGUUAUUAUUAUUGAGAUCUGUUAUUUUUUUUUUUUUUUGUUAAUGCCCUUGAAAUGAAUGUUAUAUAUUUGGUGUAUGAUUUGAGAAAUUGUGAUUUGGAUCUAUAGAUAUUGUUCUUGUUGUGAGAGGUAGGGGAGGCAAUUCUUUGGAUCUUGGCGAGUACGUACUUUAAUGGUUAGUUUGGUUAAGAAGAUCUACAUUUAUUCGCAUGGUA